UUUGCUCCUCCCUUUCUUUAUCGAUUUAAUGUGUUAUUGAUGAUGAAAAUUACUAUAUUUUAGAAGUUUGGUGUACUAUAGGUUUGUUGUUUUUGGGUUGGUAAUGUAUUCGACAGUGCUAUAUCUGAAGUAUAAAGGCGUCAUAUUUUCGUAAUCAUGGGUUUUGCGAUGCUUGACUAGCUAUUGACGGUUGACGAACAAUUUGCAUAUCUGAACGAAGUUUUCGUAAAUCAUAUAAAAUGCCACUACCAAAACGUUCAAUAGAGCCAGUUCAUGUUUCACGAUCCGUUUAUCAACAAGAUGAACUUCAAUUCGUUGAAUUAGAAACAAUAACUAAUACAGCCCUUACAAAUAUAAUACGUCAAUUAUCCUCCUUAUCCAAACAUGCAGAAGAUAUAUUUGGUGAACUGGCCCGAGACGUAGGAAACAUUAGUAAUCGAGCGAACUCACUACAAGCACGAAUAGAUCAUUUGUCUAUUAAAGUUACACAGUUGGAUAGCUCAAUGGAAGAUGUUCCACUCACAGACAUAACAAGAAAAAAGGGAUUCCGAUCUACUAAAGUAUUUGAUCAAAAAAUAUUUUCUCAUUCAACCAUGCCAGCUCCUAUGCUAGAGACUUACACCAUGUGCGACAAACCACCUCCAUUAAACAAAUUAAAUAACUAUCGGGAUGACGGUAAGGACGGACUUAAAUUUUAUACCGAUCCCAAUUACUUUUUUGAGUUGUGGCGACAAGAGAUGUUGAAGGAUACAGAAAGAGUAAUGCAUGACAAAGGAAAAAAAAUGAAUCGUCCGCGUCAAGACGGUGGCAAUAGUUGUGUUAACUCUGCAGGGAAUAAAAAACGAGUGAGAAAGCCACAUAAUACUAGAGAAAAGCAGCGGUUGAUUGCUAUUGGUCAUGGAGAAACUUUAAUGCCAAACAAUAUUAAUUACCAAACCCCAAAUUCAAUUGUCAACAUGGAAACCGCUUUUGGAAGUGUUGGUGUUUUCGAGUCGCGGCAACAGCGUCCAAAUUCAAUUGACCUCCGUAACAUCUCCAAUUCUGAACUAUCAAGUGGUGAUUAUUAUACCUCCCAUGCACACACUACUACUUCUAAUAUUUCGGCCAUGGUAACUAAUGCUGUUAAUCAAAAAACAGUCUCCCCGGGUGAAAAUGAAAAUUGUAUUGUAUCAAUGCAUUCAAUGCAGCGCGCUGAACAAACCUUGCACGCGGAACAUGUGUGUGAUGAUGAAAUAUUUAGCGAAAAUCAAAACUUUUGUGAACAGUCUGGUUUUUUCAUUACUGAGGGAAUGGGCACAUCAGGAAUAACUUCACGGAUGAAAACUCGGCCUUCUCAACCUCCACCAGCUCCACCAUCAAACGGUAGCAGAAAUGGGACGCCUGUAUCUUCUAAUGCUAAUACCCCAACACGUAUCCGGAAUUUGCCGAAUAACAGAGAUAUAUUGCCACCACCACCACCAAUCCCUGAAGGUGUUAUUAAUAUAACCCCACCUAGAACACUCUCGGUUGGGAACGGAAAUGCUUCAACAGGAAUUUCUCUUCAAUUGCCGAAGAACAAGUCAAGUAUUUUAUUGCACCUAGAUAACAACAACUUCACUAAUUCAAAUCUGACUAAUAUGUCACGACCUCCUAUUUAUCAAGAUUUGGCUUUAUCACCACAGGCAGAACACCAGCAUUCUAAACAAAAGUUGGCUAAUGUUGCACCGCCGCCACCUCCACCGCCACCACCACUAUCACAAAGUGAAUAUAUAUCUCAAGGCUCUAUAGUUGACUUAACUUCUACUAUAAAUGGGGCCAUUAUUAAAAGAAUUUCUGAAGAAACAAUUGACAAAAAAAAGCACUUGCCCCCAUCAUAUGAUUCCCGGACAGACCUUAUGAAAGCGAUUCGGGAUGGCAUUACUCUUAGAAAAGUUGAGAAGUGUGAGCAAAAGGAAAUCGAAAGGAACACGGCCUUACAUGAUGUAGCUUCUAUUUUGGCUAGACGGGUUGCCAUUGAACUUUCCGAAUCGGAGGAAUCAGAUUCUGAUGAUGAUAGUGAAGGAUGGAUGGAAUCAACUGAAAACUCAGCAUAA
Messenger RNA from Bactrocera tryoni, 2072 nucleotides. It is a transcript of the gene SCAR, whose product is annotated as wiskott-Aldrich syndrome protein family member 3. The coding region runs from base 240 to 2072 and encodes 610 amino acids. Gene Ontology annotation, biological process: positive regulation of Arp2/3 complex-mediated actin nucleation; actin cytoskeleton organization. The record is from RefSeq and is a predicted model, not a curated record. Gene Ontology annotation, molecular function: protein kinase A regulatory subunit binding; actin binding; Arp2/3 complex binding. The transcript has 5 exons. Gene Ontology annotation, cellular component: SCAR complex; cytoskeleton. NCBI's taxonomy places the organism in Eukaryota, Metazoa, Arthropoda, Insecta, Diptera, Tephritidae.